Fusarium pseudograminearum CS3096 is the source of this 6156-nucleotide messenger RNA. RefSeq lists its product as uncharacterized. Gene Ontology annotation, cellular component: nucleus; cytoplasm. The record is from RefSeq and is a predicted model, not a curated record. The transcript is spliced from 2 exons. Lineage: Eukaryota; Fungi; Ascomycota; Sordariomycetes; Hypocreales; Nectriaceae. Bases 1 to 6156 code for a protein of 2051 amino acids. Gene Ontology annotation, molecular function: protein binding.
AUGCUACUCGACGAACUUGACGCACCUCUAGACGAUGUUGUUGUAGUUGAUCGACUGCACAUCGCGGACUAUAACGAGGCCAACAUUCUUCCCCAGGACAAGACUACUCUGAACCAACUCCUCAAAUGGCUUAACCCUACCAAGUACAAAGGCGACGGAAGCGAACUCAAGAAACACACUACCUCGCAUCUCCAGGGAACCAGUCAGUGGCUUAUUGACUCACCCAUCUUCGAACAGUGGCACCACGGCAACAACCAUGGAAUUCUGUGGAUUCGAGGAGUGCCUGGCACAGGCAAAUCCGUUCUCGCAGCAAAGUUGAUUGCUCAUUUAGCUUCGGAAGAAGUCCCUGUGCUGUACUUCUUCUUCCGUUAUACCAUCCAGUCGAAUCAUCGCCCCGAGGCAGCCCUUCGUGACUGGAUCGCUCAAAUAUUGCCUUUCAGCCCACCGCUACAGCUUGCAUUGAAGAACCUGACAUCUGGAGAUAUAAACGUGGGUUCUGUGGAAGAUCUCACUAUGCCAGAGCUAUGGCACCUCCUCCGGCUUGCCUUGAGAACUAUCGGCAAGGCCUAUUGCGUGGUAGAUGCUCUGGACGAAAUGGAUCACGAGUUCAUGGAGCAUUUCCUGCAAGUACUUGAUCAGCUGGGCAAUAUCCACCCGGAUAGAGUAAAACUCAUCAUUACGAGCCGACCCAUCGCGACAAUCGAGAAGAUUGUCAGAAAUCUGAGGCUGUUGGACAUUCGCCUUGGCAAAGACAAAGUGGAUCCAGAUAUCCUCAAAUACCUCCAUCAUAGACUGGAUCAAAUGUCUCUGACCUUGGAAAUUCGCGAUACUAUUGUCCACGAAGUGCUCAAGAAGUCUGAUGGCCUUUUUCUCUACGCCAAGUUCGCUAUGGACACUAUAUCUAGACUCGAAAAUGCGACGACGGAGACUGUGGCAAUAGCUCUUGAUAGCACACCUGUUGACUUAUCUGUCAUGUACAGAAACCUCUUGCAAGAGCAUAUGGGACGUACAGAUCUGCCUGAGGGGUUAUGUAUUCUGGUUUUGCAGCUUGUCACUCACGCUACCAGGCCUCUACGCCUACUCGAGAUAGCCGACUGCAUCAAAGUGACCAGACCCCAGUUUGGUCAAGAUAUUGGGAUCUUGAAAAGCCUUAUACGAACUUCUUGCGGGCCUCUAUUGGAAAUCCUUCCAGACGAGUCUGUUCGAGUUGUUCACCACUCCCUGACAGAGUAUCUAUUUGGAAUGACUCGAUCAUCGCCUGACAAAGACAUCCCGCUGUUUGAACCAGGUCCAAUGCACAAUCUUCUUGCACUUAUAUGUUUGUCGUAUCUCCGAGCAGGUUAUUUAGACACUCUGAAGUAUAGGAACGCCAUUUUGGACUAUAUGGGGCUGAACGGAAGAGAACACGAAGUACCACCGUUUUUUAUCUAUGCGACAAACAACUGGCACGUGCAUACCAAGAGGUCCUCACACCAGGGCUUACCGCAAGACGAAGUCAAUAGCAGUAUUCUUUCACUGCUGAUGGCACCAGAGAAUCCCAGAAAGCUCGACGCGCUGGGCCAUCAAUUCAAUGGGAGCGGUAUAAAAUAUUAUGAACAAUUGCCACGAGACCAGAAUAUCGCGCUGGAAGCGGAAGCGAUUCUUUAUGCAAUUCGUCUGGAUUUGACCAGCUUUGUCCAGUAUUUCUUCAGUCACAAUAACGGAGAUGCAGCCACGUACCCCGGAGAUCGAGGUAUUGAGCCUCCGUUGCACCAGGCCAUAAGGAAUGGGAACCUGGACAUUGUUCGUCUGCUUAUCAAAAACGGGUCCAAUACAAGCCACCAUAGCUGGCACGGCAACACACCACUCCAUCUGGCACUUGAAGGUACCUGUAGAAAUAGGCGCACCCACCAUGCCAUAGUUAAACACCUUCUGGAAAUCGGUGCCGAUCCUUGGAAGGACCGACAUGCGAAUCGGCAUGCCUUCAAUUGUUCUAUGGGUUAUUCUAGACCCUCUUCAUGCCCUCCGAUUAAACAGGCUUUGACGAAAGGUGAUGAGACAACGGUCAAAUUGUUUCUGCCAUACAUCGAGUCUAAGGAAGUGGCUCAGAAAGCUUUGGAUUGGGUCAUCAAUGGGUCUCAGAAGGCUGAGAUUAUCCAUCUGAUCCUGAAUCUGGGGCUCGUGGACAUCAAUGGCCGUACUGAUGGCGCGACGCCGCUGUUUAGAGCCUGUACAAACUUUGAUCCAAAGGCCAUAUCAAUACUCCUUGAAGCUGGUGCGGAUCCGAACGUCCGUUUCGACAAUGGUUACAUUCGAAACUAUGUCGAUAAUGAUGCAAACGAGGGACGUAAUGUGAUGUACGCCUUGGCUGCGCCGUCUGAACAUCUUUAUCAAGCCAAUGGAGGACUUCCGGACAAAAGAAUCGAAGAAUGUUUUCAACUGGUUCUCGCUGCUGGUGCUGAUGUGAAUCAAGUUGAUCGUUCGGAGGAAACACCGCUGCACCUAGCCAAGAAGCCUCUUAUAGCCAAACUUCUUCUUGAUGCUGGAGCAGAUCCCGUCGCUGAGAACGAGGAUGGAUUGAUGCCGCUUCAUGUCGCCCACGACCUUGAUUUGUUAGAGGUGCUCCUAACCAAGACAGACAUCAACAUUAGGAAUCGCCAUGGGAAAACCGUUCUACUUCACACUUUGUCUGGCCUAGAUGGGAAGUCGACAUCUGAAAAGGCCACUAGACUUCUAGACUUAGGUGCAGAUCCUAACAUCAUUGAUAACAAUGGUGAUAGCAUCUUGCACUACCUGGCCAGCAGAGAGGGGAUCAGCACCCCUGGCAAAAGACGUUUGUUGGAGCGGUUGAUUCAAAAUGGUGUAGAUGCAAAUCUCAGAAACAACAAAGGACAAACCGCGAUACACAAGCUGAGAUUUCGAGGUUUAGACUCCACAGUGGCCGAUUUACAGGCUAUUCUUGAGCUGACAAACAUCGAUAUAAAUGCAGUGGACGACGACGGGAAUACAUUUUUCUCUCUUGUCAUUGAAAAUGAACGGGUUUCGGGGGAUGACAGGAAGGGAAUGGAAAGACUAAUGGCUGUGCUUGUCAAGGCUGGGGCUCGUUUUGAUGUCACCGGUAGACGAGGACGACCACUGCUGCAUACUAAAAUUGGACAACGCGGCGAUGGAAAGAUUUUGAAACUCCUGGUUGAUCAUGGUGUUGACCCGGAACAAACUGACAACGAAGGAAAUACGAUCUGGCACGCCGCAGUUCCUAGACUUGUUUCACCGAUGUCGACGACAGAACUACUUUCCAAUAUCGUUUCCCUAGGUAUAGACAUACGGAAACCCAACAACCAGGGAAGGCUUCCCUUACACGUUCUUUGCGAGCAAAACGAAGACAGAAUGGCUACCGGGCUCAAAGACGGAACGACCUUAUUUGAUUACAUGAUGGAGCAAGGGCAACAGGACAUGGAUAAGGCAGACAACGACGGAGUCUUGCCGAUCCAUCUCGCUUCGGCUUCGUCUACGCUUUUCACGAGAAUGAUGCUUGACGCGGGGGCGGACGCUACCCUGGCCACACACGAGGGACUAAAUGUCUUCCAUAUUGCCGCUCGAUGCCGACAGAGUAACAGAAUAGGUCUCGUUUGCGACUGGUUUAGGGCAACAAUGAGCAUGGAUAAAUUAUCCGAAGCGGUUAAUGCAAAAGACAGACGAGGGCGAAAUCCUCUGUACUACGCUUGUGCGUCGGGUCACUACCAAUCAGUGGAGCUUCUCAUCAACGCAGGUGCAGUAAUUGGCUUCAAUACCUACGAGGGAUCGGCCCUGGAGGGUUGCGUCGAGUUUGAAAGGAACCUCAAAGACUGGCAGGCUAGGGGCAAUUGUACAUCUGGUGCCGUCUACUUGGACGAUACAACAAGGCCCAAAAAGGACAGAGGCUGGCGUUCAUCUCCAAAGCGUGGCACUUAUCAUGAAUAUCGAAUCGACGAAAUCCUCGACCUUCUCGUCACCAACACCACUUCAGCUAGCUGGCGAGAGAUUGAUCGGGCUAUCGUUUUAGCCGCGAAUCAACAGCAUGACUAUACAGUGGAGUCUCUACUGCGAGUUAGGGAGUCAUUGGGUAUGGAAGAACCAUUGAUGUGCGCAGCUGAAGUGCAGUCGUGUUUGGAACGGAGAGCAUCAGUCUUGGCAAGUGUGGUAACCGUGUCAGCCGAAAGAAGAAGCCGUUCGGUAGGAGAGGUGUUUUCUGACCGAAUACGGUUCAUCAUUGAUCAAAGACUUCACCGCGCCAUCCCUUCAUACGUCAAAGAUUACUCGCCCAAACCAGGGAUCGAAGAGUUAUAUGGAGUUUCUCUCGACCUUGUGCUCUCUGGUUUCGCAGACCCUCUCGAUGUCUUGCUUACACCAGACCUUGUUUCAACCCUUGAGAACUGCAGUAAUUCUACGGAAGAUGGAGCACGGAUAGGAAAGGCCAGGGAUAUGGUAUCGCUGUUAGCUGCUGCUUGCCAGUCGGAACAGCCCAACCUGCCUGUCAUUCAGGUGCUAGUCAAGAAAGGGGCCAGACUGGAUAAAUGUUUCACACCGGAAGGAUGUUCAUUCCACUUCCAAACGACUCCCCUCCAUGCCAUCAUCAAAACUGUCAAUCACUGGUGGAAAAUAGCACAGGCUCUUCCAUACAUACUUGACCAAGCUAUAGACUUGGAGGUUCGGGAUGGGGAGGGACAUACACCUUUGAAUGCAACUCUGGAGGAGAAAGACCAUCGUCUCUGGAGCUGCCAAGCCACGGAGAUGCUUUUGCGAGCAGGUGCGGACCCGUCCAGUAUUAACAAGGCAGGAAAGUCCUGCCUUGCGCAUGCUAUGGGUAACGAGUCGCUGUUCAAACUACUUCUUCGUCAUGGAGCAGAGAUUGGUCCGGCUGCGCUGGCAGCAGCUAUCCUCGCCAAAGAUGUCAAUAUGUUGGAGAUGAUGUUGGUCUCUGGCGCCGACCCAAAUGUUCGAAAGGUGGGCAAGGAAAUACCGUCCUCGGUGUCACCGACUGGAUGCUGGGAGCCUGGCGUGGAAGAUCCAAGUGGCGAAAGUGAAUUGUAUCCUCUCGAUGUCUUGAUCACGAGUAUGGGGUACGAAGAUCACGACGCUGUUUGUGAAGAUAUGAUGAAAUUACUAUUCGAUUACGGCGCAGAUCCAAACGGACGCUAUUCGAAAACAACCAUGGUGCACCGGAUUCUCCAAACGAAAGAUGCGCGUUAUUUUUCGGUCCGCAGCAGAAGGAAUUGCUAUGUUGAUACUAUUGUUCAGCACCCGCUACUGGACGUCAAUCUCAAGGACGCAGGCGGUAUGACGAUACUUCAGACUGCUUACGGAGCGGGUGAUCUGAAAUCAGCACAGAUUCUUAUCGACAGAGGCUGCAAUGUUGAUGGGCAGGACAAAGAUGGUAGAAAUAUUCUGCAUCUUAGACGUAGGUUUGGGUUCCACGAACCCCAGGCCCAAAUGGACUUCAUUGAGCGUUUGGUCGAUCUCGGGCCAGAGCUAUUGAAUCAAGGUGAUGGGCACGGUCAAACCCCGCUUCAUUAUGCGAUACGGCAUAUGGCUUCUGAAGAAGAAAUUGAGCUGCUCGUGUCGAAAGGUGCAGAUGUUUGCGCAAAGGACGAUAAUGGAGACACUCCUCUCCAUUUUCUCUUCAAACAAAAUUGGACACUUACUGUGAACGAUGGUAACAUGAUACUGGAAGAGCGCAAGAAGAAGCUGGUGGGCCUGUUUAUGUCAAGGGGCGCAGACAUCAACGCCCGUAAUGAAGCGGGCGAGACACCUGUAUUCUCGUGCUACCGUGAAGGUGGUCUCGAAGCUCUUGUUCCACAUGACCAAGACAUGCGCAAGACACUCGAGGAUCCAAACGCUUACCUUGUCUGGCACAACAAACUUCAAGUCAAGACUGCCGUGGAACAAGCGCCGAUUCUAUGGGCACUAUUGGAUGAAUUUGGUGUAGAUUGGACAGCUGUCAAUAAUGAGGGACAAUCACUGUUGCAUGUUGUGGCAGCAGAGCCGAAAGGGUUGAGCAAUAAACGGCAGCGAAGGUUCCAAUUCUUGAUGGGUAAAGGAUUGAAUGCCUUGGAGGAGAAUAAUAUGCAUCAGACGGCUUUGGAUGUUGCAGCUGCGCAUGGAGCGGAGGAUAUUCUAGCUUUGUUUAAUGUUGAGUAA